Molecule: messenger RNA, 1101 nt
Organism: Durusdinium trenchii
Lineage: Eukaryota; Dinophyceae; Suessiales; Symbiodiniaceae
Source: the annotation of a GenBank genome assembly
AUGGCGGAGCGUGAGCGCGGGCUUUUGUCCACGGAUGGGCCUUUGAUUUGGCUGCUGUUGGGGGUGUUGCCAGUGGCAGUCCUACUGCUCGUGGCGUGGACUCGUCGUCCUCGAUGGCCCUUCCAACACCUGCAGCGUGAUCUGGCCAGCGUCUUUGUGAAAGGCGUGGGCCGCGGAGUGUUGGCCCUGGACUAUGGCGAUGGGACCUGGCUGGUGGAGUUCCAGGAUGACGGUCGUGAGGGCAACUUCCACCACAAGGACUUCUUGCCUGUGAAGGAUCAGUUUUCCUCCGCCUCAUGGUGUCCUGCUGGGGCGCAUGUGGUGCCACCACCCUGGAGGGAAGAACGGAAGGAAGGCUGGACGCGCUUCGUGUGCUUCAGCGACACGCACAACUUACAUGGGAUGAUUCCCCAGGAGCACAUGCCACCUGGUGAUGUGCUGCUGCACGCGGGAGACUUCACAGACUCCGGUGAACUGGAGCAAGUGGAGUCCUUCAACCAAUGGCUGGAACGAUAUCCCGCAGAGGUGAAAGUGGUCAUUGCCGGAAACCACGACGUGACCUUUGAUGAGGACUACUACUUGGCCCGUGGCGCUCGGCGAUUCCACAAGGGAAAGCCGUACGAUUGCAGCAAGGCCAGGGGCUUGCUGAAGUCCUGCACCUAUCUGGAAGACUCUUCGAUCGAAGUGCGGGGGUAUAAGAUUUUUGGCUCUCCAUGGCAGCCUGACUUCUUCGAUUGGGCCUUCAAUCGUCCCAGGGGACAUGAGCUGAGGAAGAAAUGGGAGGCCAUUCCCGAGGACACGGAUAUCCUUUUGGUGCAUGGGCCGCCUGCGGGGCAUGUGGACAUGACCUCGCACGAAGGGCACGCAGGAUGCGAAGAGCUCCUGGCAGCAGUCCAGGCACGAGCCAUCGCGGCGGUGGUGGCGGGGCACCUCCAUACGGGCUAUGGCACUUCCGCUGACGAGGUCACGCUCUUCGUGAACGCCUCCACCUGCACAUCCGAUUACAACCCCACCCGACCGCCCAUUGUCUUCGAUCUGCCCCCCAGCCAUGAGCUACGAGCUGCCACAAAUGCGGCGGCACGUGCGCGGGGAGGAUCGUAG